This is a messenger RNA of Myripristis murdjan (pinecone soldierfish), 2466 nucleotides long. RefSeq names its product fatty acid hydroxylase domain containing 2 (gene faxdc2). Gene Ontology annotation, molecular function: oxidoreductase activity; iron ion binding. NCBI's taxonomy places the organism in Eukaryota, Metazoa, Chordata, Actinopteri, Holocentriformes, Holocentridae. The coding region runs from base 114 to 1136 and encodes 340 amino acids. The record is from RefSeq and is a predicted model, not a curated record. The transcript has 9 exons. Gene Ontology annotation, biological process: lipid biosynthetic process.
CCGUGAGUCAGCUGACCAAGGAUCCACCAAUCAAAAGUCGCAUGUGGUUGUAAAUAGACGCUUGGACCGAGUUAUGUAAAAUGACAGAGUUCUGCACCCUGAGACUUUGAGAGAUGACGGUCGACUCGGGCACCGGCAACAUGAAUGGAGCAGUCAAAGCCAGCGUUAGGGGACAGGAGGGCCACGGAGGUCUGUGGGAAUCUGUAAAGAAAGCUGCCUUUAUCAUCGGAUCUGGACUCUUGCUCUUGGCGGCGUUCGGCAACUCGCUCACAUGGCAUCUUCAGAGAUUCUGGGGCGCUUCAGGAGACUUCUGGCAGAACCUGUGGACCAAAUUGUACUUGAAGUUUGAAGGCCAUGAUGCUGCUUUGUUCUUCUUGGGAACAAUGCUGCUGCCCACUCUGGCCUUCUGGGUGUCCAACGGCCUGCUGCUGUUGGUGGACAUGACAGGCAAGCCCUCCUUCAUCACUCGCUACCGCAUCCAGGUGGACAAGAACAACCCGGUGGACCCGGCCAAGUUGCGCCAUGCGUUGCAGACUGUCCUCUUCAACCAGGUCUUUAUCUCAGGCCCCAUGGUGGUUGGGAUUUACUACUUGAUGACCUGGAGAGGAAACCCCUGCGGCCCCGAGCUGCCCACCUUCCACUGGGGCCUGAUGGAGCUGGCCAUGUGCGGCAUCGUGGAGGAGAUCAUGUUUUACUACUCACACAGACUGUUCCACCAUCCUGCGCUCUACAAGCAUUUCCACAAACAGCACCAUGAAUGGACGGCCCCCAUCGGCGUGGUCUCCAUCUAUGCCCAUCCUCUGGAGCAUGUGCUGUCCAACAUGCUGCCCGCGGUGAUGGGGCCGGUGCUGCUGGGCUCCCACCUGGCCACCACCAGCCUGUGGUACUGUCUGGCUCUGGUCAGCACCACCGUCUCCCACUGUGGCUACCACCUGCCGCUCCUGCCCUCACCUGAGUUCCACGACUACCACCACCUCAAGUUCAACCAGUGUUACGGCGUCCUGGGCGUGCUGGACAGGCUGCACGGCACCGAUGCCAAGUUCAGGCAGACAAAGCAGUACCAACGCCACAUUAUGCUCACCAGUCUCACCCCGCUGAACGAGAGCAUCCCUGAAACACCCAAGAAGGUCCAGUGAUGACCUCUGACCUCUAACCUUUAACCUCCCCAAAGUCUGGGAUCAGCAGAACCACACAAGGGGAUCCCUGAUGGGAGAAGUUUACCUCCAGCAAAAUUACCAAUCAGUCUAAAAUGACAUCAGCAGAAUUUGAGUUUACAUGUCACUUUUCUCACCUGCCCAAACUAACUGAGGGAGCAAAUAGCAAGUUGUACCCUAAAUGAAGUGUGGGUGAGUGAAGGUCUGCCCAGUACCUAGGGAGGAUAGUGAUUCUGGGAUGCUGCAGUUUACAUUGCUGAUCCUUCAAUCAAGCAUCUGAGAUGGGAGCGACCAUAAUCCCUGUGGCAUAUCAGCUCUCACCCUUUCCACUUCCUCUCACAUCUGAGCUAAGUUUCUGUUUUGACUCACAACAAAUCCUGUGGUUUUAAAAAAAAUUAUUUUAAGACGUGCAAAUAUUGGUUUAAAUGUAAAUAUGUCAACAUGACUGACGCCCCUCCUCGAUCCUAAAGUUUGAGAAUCAUCGAGCCACAUUUCACAUCAGCAUCUUUUUAAAUGUCAAAGUAGCACGGGGAAAAUGUUGAUCAUCUUUCCUCGUUAUGGGAUUACACUAAUUUAAUAAUCACUGUAGUAGGAGUUAAGGACAAUAAACAAGGGGAAGGCGGUCACUUUAGAUGACUGAGACUCAUUAAUCAUCACUAUAUUUCCUUAGCUGAAAGGACAAUAGACUCAAUUAUAUUUUUAAUUGCUGUUUUAAAGGACACAACAUUUGGGAAAUUUCUUAACUUCAAGAUUAUAAAUAGAUGUUUUAAUGAGAAUGCUUAGUAAAAGCACUUUCUACACGCCAGUCCACCUACACAUCUUCCUCUUGUUUUUGGACUCUGCUGUAAUGGUCGUACACAGUGAGGUGCUGUGUAAGCUGUGCUGCGCAGACAGAAGGGAAAACUGACACGUCUUUUACACCAAACCAUGAUCUUGCUGCCCACUAACAGAAGAGAUAUCUGCACUUUUAUGAAUUUCCUUGGCACUUAGAAAACAGAAGCAUUUCCUGAAUGUCAAAUGUGUAUUAUGCCUAACAAGAAGCCUCAGCAAUGGAGGUGAAAAAAAAAAAUCUAUAUUUCUGUAUCUAUCUAUAUCUAUAUCUAUAUCUAUAUAUAUAUAUAUAUGUGAAGAGCAAAUGUUGGAAAAUAAGUGUUUUUAGAAUGUUUAAAGAAAAAAAAUGUAAUCAUGUCUCACUGUGACACAAUGUUUGAUGGCCCUUUGAAGGAGCCUGUCAGUUUGGAUGGUAGGACUGGGCACAGAUUUUUACACUAAUUUCUUAAACUGGACUGUUGAAUAUCAUUAAAAAAAUCUU